Molecule: messenger RNA, 1862 nt
Organism: Boleophthalmus pectinirostris (great blue-spotted mudskipper)
Lineage: Eukaryota; Metazoa; Chordata; Actinopteri; Gobiiformes; Gobiidae
Gene: antxr1a
Product: ANTXR cell adhesion molecule 1a
Exons: 18
Coding region: 3-1769 (588 amino acids)
Cellular component (GO): membrane
Molecular function (GO): signaling receptor activity
Source: RefSeq, a predicted model, not a curated record
UAAUGUAUUUUUGUUGGAGUAGACGGUCAUUCUCUGUAUGGAUGUUUGCUGCUGCAGUGGUUUCGCUCACCGCAGGUUCUUCAGGACCUGACCCGGACCGGGGCGCAGAGCAGACGGGAUCAUCCUCCUGCUUUGGUGGCUUUGAUUUGUACUUUGUUCUCGACAAGUCUGGUAGUGUGCAGAAUCACUGGACGGAAAUAUACUACUUUGUUGAACACCUUGCCUAUAAAUUCAUCAGCCCACAGUUACGAAUGUCAUUUAUUGUCUUCUCCAGAGAGGGAAGGAUUUUAAUGAGCCUGACUGAAGACAGGGAGCGCAUUCGUAAAGGACUGGAGGAGCUGCAGGGGGUGCUUCCAGGAGGAGACACAUUCAUGCAUGAGGGGAUUCUCAGGGCUAGUGAGCAGAUAUACUAUGGGAACACCGAAGGUUAUCGCACUGCUAGUGUCAUCAUUGCACUGACAGAUGGAGAGCUGCACGAGGAUUUGUUUUACUAUGCUGAGAGGGAGGCCAAUCGCUCCCGAAGCCUGGGUGCCAGUGUUUACUGCGUGGGGGUGAAGGACUUUGAUGAAACGCAGCUGGCAAAGAUUGCAGACAGUAAAGACCAUGUCUUCCCUGUGAAUGACGGCUUUGCAGCUUUACAAGGAGUCAUCGAUUCAAUCUUGAAAAAGUCCUGCAUUGAGAUCUUGGCAGCAGAGCCGUCCAGUAUCUGUGCAGGAGAGUCUUUUCAGGUGGUGGUGCGGGGAAAUGGUUUUCUACAGACUCAUAAUGUGGAGAAGGUCCUAUGCAGCUUCCGCAUCAAUGACACUGUGACAAAGACAGUGAAGCCUCUUGUGGUGGAAGAUACAUAUCUGCUCUGUCCUGCACCAGUACUCCAGGAUGAAGGAAUGGUUGCAAAUCUCUAUGUCAGCUUGAACGAGGGCCUCAGUUUUAUCUUAAGCCCAGUUACCAUCACUACUGUAGGCUGUUCUGAUGGGACUAUCCUGGCCAUAGCACUCCUCAUUUUGAUGAUACUGCUGAUCCUGGCUCUGCUCUGGUGGUUCUGGCCCCUGUGCUGCACUGUGAUCAUACAUGAGCCCCCUCCACCGCCUGCAGAGGAGAGCUCGGAUGAUGAAGACUUUGAAGGGCCUAAGAAAAAAUGGCCAACUGUUGAUGCCUCUUAUUAUGGAGGAAGAGGAGUUGGAGGAAUUAAAAGGAUGGAGGUGCGCUGGGGAGAGAAAGGCUCUACUGAAGAAGGAGCUAAACUGGAAAAAGCCAAAAAUGCCAAAGUAAAGAUGCCUGAUGAAUAUGCGUCUGCUUCUCCAACACGAGUCCUUAACAAUGGCAUGCACAGACCCCUCAGACCUCAGAAGUGGUACUCACCUAUACAGACUAAGCUAGAUGCAUUGUGGGUACUUCUGAAAAAAGGCUACGACCGUGUGUCAAUAAUGAGGCCUCACCCAGGUGACAAGGGGAAAUGCAUAAACUUCACCCGAACCAAAUCCCCACCAUCACGUCACCCAAGCUACAACCACCCAUGCCCCAUCUACAGUCCUCCAAGCAUCAGCCCACCUGCUCCACUGGGGACUCUUCCUCCAGCACCCAUGGGACCUCCACCCUACACUGCAGCACCCAGCCACACUCUUCCUCUGACGGCCUUACUCAUACCUGCACCACCUUUAACUUCAUCUCCUCCUGCCUCACCCACCUCCUCACUCUCUCCUCCUCCGUCAGGGCCACCCCCAGGACGAGCUCCACCCCCCUCCCGCCCUCCACCACGCCCUGGACUGUAGAAACUAUUACAACAGCACAGCCAGUACUGAUUGUAGCAAUAAUGAUGUGAGCUGUUACUGCAGGGGCUGAACAGCCCGGACUUUUCUGCAGUG